UAUUCGUUGGAGUAUGACUAUUUAAAUGCUUCACCGAUCUCUCUCUAUGACUCUACAGUCAUCAAAGCUUUAAACUAUAUUAUCUUUGAUAAAAUCCCUAAUUCAUAUCUUUGAAACUGAUAAAAGAAACAAGAAAUGGCCUCUCAAUUGCUCUUGCCACCAAACCCAUUCACUAAAUCAGUCUCAGCUAAAGUUUUCUUUACAGGUGAUUAUCAAGGAUUGAAUGAUUUAACGCUGAAAAAAAGAUCAAAUCAACCAGCAAAGGUUUCUAAUGGAUUUAGCAUAAGAGCAAAAGCAACUUCGAGAUCUACUCACAACAAAUCAUUCGUUGAGAUUCCAAAACAAUGGUACAAUCUUGUCGCUGAUCUUUCAGUGAAGCCUCCACCACCGUUGCAUCCCAAGACUUUUGAACCGAUCAAACCCGAAGAUUUGUCACAUCUUUUCCCUAAUGAGUUGAUUAAACAAGAAGCGACACAAGAGAGGUUUAUUGAUAUCCCUGAGGAAGUUCUUGAAAUCUAUAA
Messenger RNA from Camelina sativa (false flax), 521 nucleotides. NCBI's taxonomy places the organism in Eukaryota, Viridiplantae, Streptophyta, Magnoliopsida, Brassicales, Brassicaceae. The record is from RefSeq and is a predicted model, not a curated record.